This is a messenger RNA of Zerene cesonia (dogface butterfly), 1275 nucleotides long. Its product is annotated as seminal metalloprotease 1-like. Lineage: Eukaryota; Metazoa; Arthropoda; Insecta; Lepidoptera; Pieridae. The record is from RefSeq and is a predicted model, not a curated record. Gene Ontology annotation, biological process: proteolysis. The transcript has 6 exons. Bases 309 to 1142 code for a protein of 277 amino acids. Gene Ontology annotation, molecular function: zinc ion binding; metalloendopeptidase activity.
CAUGAAACGUACUACGUAGAAGCAAAGCUCAUUCUGUUUAUCGUAACUCGUAAGGAUACUUAAUAUUCUAGAUACAAUGUAAGCGAAAAAGGACAAAUGAUAAGAAAGCCAAUGACUUAUUACUUAGCUGUUUAUCGAUGCCUUUAAAACACUCAUUCUUAAGGUUCACAGCAGGAUUCUCUUGUAAUAGCGCAAGUCUUAAAACAUUUUAAAUGUUUGUGUUAAUUUUAGAACGUUACUAAUUAACAAUCGUUACUUAUAUAAACGCAUAGAAAUCAACGUAGUGUCGUUAGAAACUUGGAACCAAGAUGUUGAUCGUAUUUUCAUGUUUAAUUAUUGUUUCUUGCAAAGCAUCUCCUAUUAAGCAAGGCGAGCUGUACGGAUCAGUAGAUGUUUAUGACGAUGAUUUAAAUAUAAAUCCGGAAUUGGGUGAGCACUUCGAAGGUGAUAUGUUAUUAACAGCCGAACAAAGGGAAUCUAUCACGUCAGCGGUAAAAGGACGCAACGGUCUCCUAGAUGGUGCUAAACGUUGGCCCAAUAAUACCGUUGUAUACUACAUCGAAGAAGACGACUUUGAUGAGGAUCAAAUAAAGAUGAUCGAAAUGGGAAUGGCCGAUAUAUCCAAUAAGUCGUGCAUACAAUUCAGCAAACGAAAAGCGAACGAACAUGCUUUACGAAUACAGGGUUCUGCAAGUGGCUGUUAUUCAAAUGUGGGUUAUAGACUACCAGAGGAUGAAGAAGAUGAACCAGACCAAGUUUUGAAUCUCGCCAAACGCUGUUUCAAACAUGGUACUGUAGUUCAUGAGAUGUUACAUACUCUGGGUUUUUUUCACAUGCAGAGUACGUAUGAUAGGGACGAUUUCGUGGAAAUUAUUUGGGAAAAUAUUAAAGCUGGGCAUGAGCAUAAUUUCAAAAAAUACAAUAAUGAUACAAUAACUGAUUUUGGAAUAUCAUAUGACUAUGGAAGUGUCAUGCAUUACCCAGAAAAAGCCUUUUCAAAAAAUGGAAAUAAAACGAUAAUUCCAUUAGAGGAAAAUGUUGAGUUGGGACAAAGAUUAGGCAUGUCUGAAAAAGAUGUCAUCAAAUUAAAUAAAAUGUACUGUGAAAAUAUGGAGGAAGAAUCUGUAGAGAACGAAUCGUAAAGGAAAUGUGUGUAAUAACUGUGUUAAUAAAAAAAGUGAGUGUUAAUUUUCAAAUUAGAACAAUUAGCUAUACAUAAUUGCGUCUGCUCUAGUUAUCUACACUUUUUCGUAUUAAACGUUUCGUGUUGAUCUA